This is a messenger RNA of Anthostomella pinea, 1230 nucleotides long. The record is from the annotation of a GenBank genome assembly. NCBI's taxonomy places the organism in Eukaryota, Fungi, Ascomycota, Sordariomycetes, Xylariales, Xylariaceae.
AUGAAGUUCGAGACGAGUGCUGCUCUGAUGGCCCUGGUGGGCGUGGCCGCUGCCCGCCCCGAUGCCGCGAAGGUCUCGCAAGGAUCGGCCAAGUUUAGACGAGAGGUCCCCCAGGAACACUCGCACGAGAAGUUCCUGACCGGAGUCGGGACUGCUCUCAACCUGAACAACGUCGACCAGGUCUCGGACCCCGUCUUCGCCCUGCUCGGAAACGCCGCUGCCGCCGCCGGCGCCGGCAAAGUCACGGACCUCGACUGCCUGCAGCAGCGCGUCGCUGACCAGGCCUUCACCAACGCCAAGGCGGCCGGUGACGUCGCGGGCCAGACCAACGCGCUGAUCUUCCGCGCUCUCGAGCGCAACACUGGCAAGGUCGGCCUAGCGUCGGUGUCUUGCACAGAGACAGCCGUCAACCCCGAGAUCGCCGCCAUCCAGCAGCACCAGGACCCGGCCUCGGACGGCGCCGCCGCCGCCAACAAGCAGAUCGCGCUCAACCUGGCCGUGCAGCUGAACUCGAUCGGCGCCGACCCCCAGCUCGCUCUUCAGUCUGGCACCUUUGCGCCGGGCGACGUUACUGACACCACCGGUGCCGGCAACACUUGCGACGACCAGAAUGACGCUGUAGGCUGCGCCAUCUCUCAGAACUUGAUCGUUGAUGACGCGACGCCUGAUGAGAUUGAUGCGGCCGUUGCUGCUGGUGGUGCGGCUGCUGGUGGCGCUGCCGCCGGUGCCGCCGCUACUUCCAGUGCUGCUGCGGGUGCUGCUGCUACUUCCAGCGCAGCUGCUGGUGCGGCUUCUAGCGGUGCUGCUGUCGCUGCCGCUGAUGGUUGCGCCGACGACAGCGCUGCCACUGCUACCGCUGCCUCUAAUGCCGCCGCCUCCUCUGGUGCCGCUUCUUCUUCUGAUGCCGCCUCCUCUGACGCCACCGCCACCGCCACCGGUACCAACGUCAACGCCUUCACCGGCGCCGUCGGCUCGGCGCCCGUGCCCGUGACCAGCGACGCGGCGGCCGCCAAGCCCUUCACGGUCAACGGCUCGCAGUUUCUCAACGUGGGCGCCGCGGUCCAACGCGCCUGCGACGUGCAGAAGAACGCCUGCGCCAACGCGGCCAACGGCGGCGACGCUUCGAUUAGUGUCUCCGACUGCGACACCCAGCAGAAGGCUUGCGUCGCCGCUAACGCGAGCGCUGCUAAGAAGACGAAGACCCGGAGAGUUGCUCGCGGUCUGUACUAG